AUGUUAUCAGCACCUUACAUUACGCUUCCCACGGUCAUCGCCGGCGCGGCUGUAAUCUUCCUCUUCGCUCUCGCAUUAUACCCUUCUUCUCUGCUGCAGUGGUUUAAACGUAAACGCUAUCAGUAUGAGGUGACGUUUUCCUUGUACAUGUUGAGUCCGACUGAGAAGUUUAUUUUCAACUCAAUCCUCUUCCUCUUCCUCUCCAUGGUGUCCAUCGCAGUGGCGCUGUACCUCCCCAGACACGUCAAGAUUAUCGCGCAUAGAGCAUACUACUAUGUCUCUGGCGAUCUACUCAAGAACGGCACAACGAGUGGAGUGUUGGAUACGACCGGAGCUGGGUUUUUGACGCCUACUGCUGUUGCUGAGGUUGCGGGAAGUGCUUGA
Messenger RNA from Aureobasidium subglaciale EXF-2481, 384 nucleotides. RefSeq lists its product as uncharacterized. NCBI's taxonomy places the organism in Eukaryota, Fungi, Ascomycota, Dothideomycetes, Dothideales, Saccotheciaceae. Bases 1 to 384 code for a protein of 127 amino acids. The record is from RefSeq and is a predicted model, not a curated record. The transcript is spliced from 2 exons.